CGGACGCGGGUCCCGACGCGCUUCGGGACCGGCGGCCGCGGGCUGCACGCCACGGUGUCUUCCCGACACCGCCGACGUUUGGGCCCCGUCUUCUCCCAAAAUGGUGGGAGGUUUGGCUUGGAUUCCAACUCUGAACUCCAGGUGACCGCGAAUCCUGCCGGGGGCUCGGUGGUGGUCGAGCUCGUGGCGACCAACACCAGUGGCGCCUCGCUCGCUCUUCACUGGGGUGCACUACAGCCCGGGAGAAGGGAAUGGGUGCUGCCGUCCCGGACACCGGAGGGGACAAGGACGAUCGACAACGCCGCUCUCAGGACCCCCUUCAAAAGCUCUGGUUCGAACUCUACACUAAAAAUCGAGAUAGACGAUCCAGCGCUUCAGUCAAUCGAGUUUGUUGUCGUCGACGAGGCACAAAACAAAUGGUUUAAAAAUAACGGACAGAAUUUCCAAAUUCAUAUACGGACAGAUCACCAUCAGGAACACCAUUCUUCUGCAGUAUCAAAUGAGAUCUCAUCAGAAAGAGUCUCCCGCAAAAACAGAGACGUCAUGCAGCUCCUCAACAAACAUGCAUCAUCUAGUCAUAUAAUAAAUAAGGAAACAGGAGCUGCUAAUCCAAGGAGUCCAACUGUUCUUGAUCUUUUCCUAAAGUCUUUCCAGGAGAAACAUGGUUGCCAAGUCCUCUGCAAAAAGCUUUUCAAACUGGGCGACAAGGAGAUCCUGGCACUGAUGUCAGAUCUACAAGGUAGCAUCAAAGUUCACUUGGCCACUGAUCAUAUGGAGCCCCUUAUUCUUCAUUGGGCACUGGCAAAGAAGGCUGGAGAGUGGAAGGCACCUCCUCCAGGAACACAGCCUCCUGGUUCAACAGUGCUUGAAAUGGCAUGUGAGAGUUCAUUCUCUGAUGCUGAAUUAGAUGGUUUGCAUUACCAGGUUUUGGAGAUACAGCUUGAUGAUGAUGCCUAUAAGGGGAUGCCCUUUGUUCUCCGGUGCAACGAAACAUGGAUAAAAAAUAAUAACUCGGAUUUUUACCUUGAUUUUAGCAGGAAAAUUGCCAAGAGUACAGAGGGUACUAGUGAUGGAAGUAAAGGGACUGCAAAGGGUUUGCUGGAAACAAUAGCCGAUCUAGAGGAGGAUGCCCAAAGAUCUCUUAUGCAUAGAUUCAAUAUAGCAGCUGACCUAGUUGAACAAGCAAAAGAUGCUGGACAUUUGGGUCUUGCUGGACUACUUGUUUGGAUGAGAUUCAUGGCUACCAGGCAACUUGUUUGGAACAAGAACUAUAAUGUGAAGCCACGUGAGAUUAGCCAAGCACAAGAUAGGUUUACAAACAAUCUUCAAAGUCUGUAUAAAACAUACCCACAAUACAGAGAGAUGCUAAGAAUGAUAAUGUCAGCAGUUGGCCGUGGAGGUCAAGGUGAUGUUGGUCAACGUAUUCGUGAUGAGAUUUUAGUAAUACAGAGAAACAAUAAUUGCAUGGGUGGAAUGAUGGAAGAAUGGCAUCAAAAGCUACACAAUAAUACAAGCCCAGAUGAUGUGGUGAUUUGCCAAGCACUGAUCGACUAUAUGAACAGUGACCUUGACAUCAAAGUUUACUGGGAUACUUUAAAUAAAAAUGGCAUAACAAAGGAACGACUCUUAAGCUAUGACCACCCCAUUCACUCAGAACCAAAUUUAAAGAAUGAGCAGAAGGAGGGUCUACUACAUGACUUGGCAAACUACAUGAGAAGCCUCAAGGCUGUUCACUCUGGUGCUGAUCUAGAAUCCGCCAUAGGAACCUGUACAGGGUACACGGCAGAGAGUCAAGGUUUCAUGGUUGGUGUUGAAGUGAAUCCUGUGAAGGGGUUGCCCUCUGGAUUCCCUGAAUUGCUUAAAUUUGUUCUAAACCAUAUUGAGGAUCAAUCAGUGGAAUCACUUGUUGAGGGUUUAUUGGAGGCAAGAGCUGAACUUCGCCCAUUACUCCUUGGCUCAACGGACCGAUUGAAGGAUCUCAUAUUUUUGGACAUAGCUCUUGAUUCUACUGUUAGGACGGCGGUUGAAAGGUCAUAUGAAAGACUGAACAAUGCAGCACCCGAGAAAAUCAUGUACUUCAUCAGUCUAGUUGUUGAAAAUCUUGCAUUGUCCACUGAUGACAACGAGAAUCUCCUAUGCUGCUUAAAGGGAUGGAACCAUGCACUUCAAAUGUCUAAGCAAUCUGAUAAUCAAUGGGCAUUGUAUGCAAAAGCAUUUCUAGACAGAACUAGACUUGCACUUGCAACCAAGGGAGAGGAAUACCAUGAAAUUCUUCAGCCUUCAGCAGAAUACCUUGGUUCAUUACUUGGAAUUGAAAAAUGGACAGUUGACAUAUUUACAGAGGAAAUUAUCCGUAGUGGAUCAGCCGCUUCGCUUUCUCUACUCCUGAAUCGUCUUGAUCCUGUUCUUAGGAAUGUCGCCAACCUAGGAAGUUGGCAGAUCAUAAGUCCAGUUGAAGUAGCAGGUUAUGUGGUCGUUGUAGACGAAUUGCUCACUGUUCAACACCAAUCUUAUGACAAACCCACAGUUUUGGUGGUAAAAUCUGUCAAGGGAGAGGAGGAAAUACCUGAUGGUGCGGUUGCAGUCCUUACACCAGAUAUGCCAGAUGUCUUGUCCCAUGUCUCAGUUCGAGCAAGGAAUAGCAAGGUAUUGUUUGCAACAUGCUUUGAACCAGAGAUAUUAUCUCAACUUCGAAAAAAUGAAGGAAAAGUACUUUCACUAAAGCCAGCUGCUGGAGAUAUAAGCUACAGAGAGAUCGCAGAGAGCGAACUUCUAGAUUCAAGUUCCCCAAAUACACCAGAUGACCAAUCAGCACCAUCUCUGUCACUAGCAAAGAAGCAGUUCCUUGGAAAAUAUGCAAUAUCUGCUGACGAAUUCUCUGAUGAAAUGGUUGGAGCUAAAUCUCGAAAUAUAGCAUACAUCAACGGAAAGGUACCAUCAUGGGUCAGUGUCCCAACUUCAGUCGCACUCCCAUUUGGAACCUUUGAAACAGUUUUGUCUGAUAAGAUAAACAAGGAAGUAGCACAACAGGUACAGAUCCUAGAGGACAAGCUCAAUCAAGGAGACUUUAGUGCGCUUAAUGAAACCCGAAAUGUUAUUUUAAAUUUGACAGCUCCUCCUAAUCUGGUGAAGGAGCUCAAGGAGAAGAUGCAAGGUAGUGGAAUGCCCUGGCCUGGAGAUGAAGGUGAACAACGUUGGGAGCAAGCAUGGAUGGCAAUUAAAAAGGUGUGGGCCUCAAAAUGGAAUGAAAGAGCAUACUUGAGCACUCGCAAAGUGAAGCUUGAUCAUGCCUACCUUUCCAUGUCUGUUCUUGUGCAAGAAGUUGUUAGUGCAGACUAUGCCUUCGUGAUACAUACUACCAACCCAUCAUCUGGGGAGUGUUCAGAGAUCUAUGCUGAAGUUGUUAAAGGGCUUGGGGAGACCCUUGUGGGAGCCUUUCCUGGUCGAGCUAUGAGCUUUGUAUGCAAGAAGGAUAAUCUUAACUCUCCAAAGAUAUUGGGUUACCCAAGCAAGCCAAUUGGCCUCUUCAUAAAGAAAUCAAUCAUCUUCCGUUCUGACUCAAAUGGUGAAGACUUGGAAGGCUAUGCUGGGGCUGGACUCUAUGACAGUGUGCCAAUGGACAAAGAAGAAGAAGUGGUUCUUGACUACACCACUGAUCCCCUCAUCACAGAUUGCAAAUUCCGUAACUCAAUCCUCUCAAGCAUUGCUCGUACUGGUUAUGAUAUUGAGGAGCUCUAUGGAUCUCCACAGGACAUUGAAGGAGUGGUGAAGGAUGGGAAGAUAUAUGUUGUCCAGACAAGACCACAAAUGUGACUUAUUGAAUCCGCGUUUUUCACAAAUGGAACCACGGUAUAGAAAAUAUGCAUCCUAUAGAGUUGCACAAUUGCCCUUGAUGUACUAAAGAUGUGCAUAUGUUUUUGUUGUUGGUAUAUAUAAGCAUGCCAAUGUCCGGCUUACAGUACAGAGCAAUAAAAGGAGAGUGAGUUAUCCUGAA
This is a messenger RNA of Brachypodium distachyon (stiff brome), 3994 nucleotides long. Its product is annotated as alpha-glucan water dikinase, chloroplastic. Bases 544 to 3813 code for a protein of 1089 amino acids. The record is from RefSeq and is a predicted model, not a curated record. Lineage: Eukaryota; Viridiplantae; Streptophyta; Magnoliopsida; Poales; Poaceae. Gene Ontology annotation, molecular function: kinase activity; ATP binding. The transcript is spliced from 29 exons. Gene Ontology annotation, biological process: phosphorylation.